UGCGCAGGCGGCAAGGAUUCAAGACACGAUACAACCCCCGGGGGCGGUCCCCACUCGCCGUUGUUUCCCUUCACCCUCACAGACGCACGAUCCAAAACUCUCGAGAUAUAUCUCACUCACACUCUCUUAAAACUAUCCCACACUGCUCUCGCAUACCAUCUCCAACAAAAAAAAUAAACGACCUUGUCUCACACCUUGCGCAACUUGUCGCAUAACCCGUCGCAUACACACUUGCGACCACCACCAUCUUCUGAUUCGACAUCGAAGCUUUUGCGCAUUCUUCGUCGCAUAUCAACUACCAACACCCUCCUUCACCACCAACCAACCAACCAACCAACCAACCAACAACCACCAAAAUGCGCUCCUUCAGCCAGAUCUUCACUGCCAUCUUCGCGCUCCUCUGCGCCGUCGCCUUCGCUCAAGAGGAGGGAUACGACGCCACUGUCUACAUCACCUCCACUGUCUACCGCGUCAACACUGUCACCAUGUCCAGCUCCGCACCCGCUCCCGGUUACACCCCCGCCAACAGCACCAGCACCAUCUCUGCUACCCACCCCACCAUCAUCCCCAGCUACAACGCUGGCAACGGUACCUCCGGUGUUGCGCCUACUGCUUCCGCUCCUACUGUUGGUGCGCCAUCUGCCAGCAAGCCUGCUGAGUUUGAGGGUGCUGCUGCGUCCAUCAAGGUCAACACCAUGGUUGUUGCGCUCGCUGCUGGUGUUGGCUACCUCGUCUUGUAAGAGAUAGGAAAACCGCUUUCCGUGCAUCAUCGACUGGUGCGCUGUCUUUGAUUCAACGAGCGCACGCGUUCAAAGCCUUUCUUCAUGUCCUUUGCCUGUAACCCAUAUCACGAGGAUGCAUGUCCGUUCACGUCUUGUUCUUGCGCUCUUCGCAUCAUACCCCCUUUUACCCCCUUGGACUUGUCCUUGGGUCUUGUUUUACAUUCAAUCUGCUUUCCAACUUGGGCACUUCCAAACCCCUUUAUUACCCCUCACACUCCUUUGUAAUCACACUU
This is a messenger RNA of Alternaria alternata, 1015 nucleotides long. RefSeq lists its product as hypothetical. Lineage: Eukaryota; Fungi; Ascomycota; Dothideomycetes; Pleosporales; Pleosporaceae. The coding region runs from base 357 to 740 and encodes 127 amino acids. The transcript has 2 exons. The record is from RefSeq and is a predicted model, not a curated record.